AUGGCUGCUCACUUGAACCCGAUCAUUCCUGGAUUUUCCCCCGACCCUUCAAUCUGCCUGAUCGAUGGCACAUUCUUUCUAGUAAACUCGAGCUUCCACCUCUUUCCGGGGCUGCCCAUUUAUAUGUCAGAUGAUUUGAUUUCAUGGACCCAUAUCGGUAAUGCCGUGAACAGGCCAUCACAACUAUCACUAGGCCGAGCAACCACAUUCCUCGCGCCAUGGGACGAUGGAACAACAAUGGCAGCAACAGGAGGACUUUACGCUCCCACUAUCCGACAUCAUAAUGGUAUCACCUACAUAAUCUGCACGAAUGUCAUUCACGGGCAUUCUAAUUUGCCAGGCGAUGAGCGAAGUGAGCAAUUUAUUCUCCACACAACCGAUAUUCGCUCAGGUAGCUGGUCGGACCCAGUUAUUUUCGACUUCCCUGGAAUAGAUCCGUCUCUCUUUUUCGAAGAUGGACAUACUUAUGUUCAAUUGUGUAAGACAGGGCCUGAGUUUCAUAUUUACAACGUCGAAAUCGACAUCGAGACCGGAAAAAUGAUCACAGAGCCCGCCCUUAUUUGGGAGGGCUGGAAAAGGGGAUAUACAGAAGGUCCACAUAUUUACAAGAAAGAUGAAUGGUACUAUCUUAUGUGUGCCGAAGGAGGUACAUUUAGGUUUCAUAUGCUGAGUAUGGCCCGAUCAAAAAGCAUUUGGGGUCCAUAUGAGCACUAUGACAACAACCCAUUGUAUACGGCGAGCGGCACCGAUCGAUAUGUCCAAAAUACUGGACACGGCGAUCUCUUCCAAGAUGAAGCCGGGGUAUGGUGGGCAGUGUUAUUGGGAGUUCGUUUCAAAGAAGGCCGCUCGAUCAUGGGCCGGGAGACCUUUUUAACGGAGGUGACCUGGCCUGACAAUGAGUGGCCGACGAUUGAGCCCCCAACGGCCGAUAGCUCUCCUGGGCCACAACCCCUUCUACUUGAAUCUGAAGGCUCACAUACGGCACCCUGGGUUUAUGUGAGACACGCCAAGCUAGACCUAUAUCAAAUCAGGGGUAAGAAUAUCACUUUGCAAGCAGAUGCGGUGGAUCUUACCAGCCCUGAUGAAUCCAUCCCGUUCGUUGGGCAGCGACAGCGAAGGCUUCACGGCACUGCGAAAACCACACUGUUCAAUCCACAUGCUUCUACGUCGGUUAGAGCAGGCUUAUGUCUCUAUAAAGAUGAACACCGGUUCUUAGCAAUAUCUUAUGACUUCCAUCUCCAACAAGUCGAUUUCAGAGGGCUGAAUCAAGUAAAAUCAUUCUCGCGACAUGAGAAUCACGCUGUUUCGUGUGAGGACUCUAUGUCUUUCAGGAUUGACUAUACUGAGGCCUCUUUGGAAUUUUCUUUCCAGGCAGAUCGAGGCAAUUGGGAGUCCGUAUCAGCCCUGGACACUGCUAUUCUCACGGAUUAUGAUUUUACUGGGCCAGUCAUCGGAGUUUUUGCCAUUGGAGAUAAUGUCGAGGUAGAAUUCGGGGCCUUUGAGAUUGACAUUGUCUAA
Penicillium soppii is the source of this 1518-nucleotide messenger RNA. RefSeq names its product glycoside hydrolase family 43 protein. Gene Ontology annotation, biological process: carbohydrate metabolic process. The record is from RefSeq and is a predicted model, not a curated record. The coding region runs from base 1 to 1518 and encodes 505 amino acids. NCBI's taxonomy places the organism in Eukaryota, Fungi, Ascomycota, Eurotiomycetes, Eurotiales, Aspergillaceae. Gene Ontology annotation, molecular function: hydrolase activity, hydrolyzing O-glycosyl compounds. The transcript is spliced from 2 exons.